Molecule: messenger RNA, 5311 nt
Organism: Antechinus flavipes (yellow-footed antechinus)
Lineage: Eukaryota; Metazoa; Chordata; Mammalia; Dasyuromorphia; Dasyuridae
Product: zinc finger protein 883-like
Exons: 4
Coding region: 1751-3829 (692 amino acids)
Biological process (GO): regulation of transcription by RNA polymerase II
Molecular function (GO): DNA-binding transcription factor activity; RNA polymerase II cis-regulatory region sequence-specific DNA binding
Source: RefSeq, a predicted model, not a curated record
CAGAGAAUCCAUUCUGGAGAGAAGACUUAUGAAUGUAACCAGUGUGAAAGGCUUUUAGAUUGAAGAGAGAUUUUAUUGGACACCAGAGAUUCCAUACAGGAGAGAAACUUUAAGAAUGAAGUAAAUGGAGAAAGGAAUUUACAUGGAAAAAAAGACUUAUUAAAUAUUGGAGAAUCGACACUGGAGAGAAUGCCUGUGAUUGUAAUCAAUGUAUUACAGCCUUCAGGCCAGAGUCAGUUCUUGUUUACUACCAGAAUUUGUGGGCGAUAUAGAAAUCUUAGAACUGGUCUGAAGGAGGGAAGGCAGAGAAAUGGAGCAUAGAACUGUUUAGCAGAAAAUUCACUCUGGGGACAAGGCAUUUAUGAACUCAAGGAUUUAUAAUGAAAGUGCUCAGUGAGAAAUGCUUUUCUCUAGUAUAUGGAGGUCACUGGUGAAGGUUAAGUUGGGUCUGACUAUAACAGACUAGUCAGAUGAGAAAAAUCAUUCAUAAGUUUCCUGGCGGAGACGCUAGUCUAGCUCAUAAAUCACACAAUUCAGUGAGAGAAUAAUUCUGGAUGAUCUCAGAAAGAGAAUGUCUUCAGAAUAAGGAAAAGACAUUUUGUCAUUCCUGGGUCACCUGAGAUUCACCCAGAAGUGGGGGGCUCAGCAUGGAGGGGGGGGCACACGGGGCCGCCUUUUGGGGGACUCUUGGCCCUUUCCCAGGCCCAGGCAGCGGAGGAGUCUCCACGGGGGAGCAGCUGUGGCUGCCACCUCUGAGAGCGUCCUCCAGCGCGGGCUCCCAACCGCUGAAAGCACAUUUCUGGGGCAAACGGCAGGGGCCGCCACCGCCUCACCCGGUGCCCAGGCCGGGGGCAUCUCACUGCCAGGCAGCAAGGAGAACAGGACAACGACCCACCCGAGACCGGGCCGGCUCCCUGGUUCCUCCUCCACCUGAGCACGGGCAGAUUUCCAGGGCAGCAGCAACUAAAUCGUGCACGAGCACAGCUCUCCAGCUCCUCCAGACUACAUUUCCCAGAAGGCAUGGCGCGUGACGGCUUAGCUGCCAUCAACUAUAGAACGGUUGUCAUGGAAACGCGGAAAGGUCCCGUUUGAUUGGUGGGUUCUCCCAGGUGACUUCCGCUUCUCCUUACUGUCCUGUUUCCUCCCUGGUGGGAGCCACGGGUGUAUCUGAAGGGAGUUCCGGGUCAGUGUCCUGCCGGGCCACCUACCCCCGCCCUGCUCCCUCUUAUUCCUCCCUUCCUCAUCCUCCGUCUCUUACGGCUUCUCUUCUCCACUACUCCUCACCAUCCUCCCCUUUUCCCUCCUCCCCUUUUCCCUCCUCCCCUUUUCCCUCCUCCCCUUUUCCCUCCUCCUCUCCCUCUCUCUCUCUCUCUCACAAAGCACUUUGCAUAGGUUGAGUCAUUUGAUGGAAUAAUCACUGAGGUUUAUGCCCCUGAUGCCCCAAACAGCCCCAAGGUCGGUGGGACUGAUUUUACCCAUUUUCUAGGUGAGCAAACUGAGGCUCAGAGAGGGAGUGAACCCGAGUGUUCUUAGACUGGACUUGCUGCCUCUCCCUGGGAACAUAAGCUUCUGGGGGACCAGACGGGCUUUCUUUCCCCACGUAUCCCCAACAUCUGGCAGACGGCACUGAAGGUUCGGGAGAUGGCUUUGGGGGUGUUCUCAGGCAGGGCAGGGCCAGCCCCACUCACGGUUUCCUUUUCCUCCCCAGCUCUCUGCCCUUGCCCAAGAGGAGUGAGCUCUGGACACUGGAAUGGCCCCCAUGCUCCUGACAGCCAGGUCUCCCCAGGAGCCGGUGACCUUCCAGGAUGUGGCGGUGGUCUUCACGCAGGAGCAGUGGGCUUGCCUGGAACCUGCUCAGAAGGAGCUGUACCGGGAUGUGAUGCUGGAGACCUACCAGAACCUGCUCUGCCUGGGACUGGCCAUGUGUAAGCCACGGGUGAUCCACCAGCUGGAGCAAGGGGAGGCUCCUUGGACGCCAGAGAAGAGAGUCCUGGGGAGUGGCCAUCCAGAUUGGGACAGUAUACCUGAAACCAAGGAGUCAGCUCCCAAACUAGGCAUAUCUGGGGAGAAUUUUUCUCAAAAUACACUCACAAAGGAAGAUUUCUCUAUAUCCAGCUUGAAAAAAGCUUGGGCAUGUGAGGGAAAAUUACGGAGGCAACAGAGCAUUGAGGAGAACAUUUCUAAACAAGUAAAAAUCACUCAAAGGAAAACUUAUAGUGAGGUAAGAAGCCAUGGAAGUAAUAAAUAUAACCAAAGCAUCAGUUUGGAAACAAAGGAUUUUGCUCAACAGAGAACUUUCUUAGGAAAGGAUUUUCUCAGAUGUGAUUCUGGCAGAAAGAACUUCUUUCUAUCUUCAGAACCAAGAAAGUGUCAUAGAACUUGCUGUAAGCAGAUAGAGUCUAGGUAUAAUGAAUGUGAUGAGUCCUUCACUUCUCACUCAGAUUUUAUUGCAUAUCAUAGAUUUUAUCCUACAGAGAAACAUGAUUAUUCUAAUGAAUAUGAGAAAGCUAUUAAUUUCAGCCCAUUUAUUAGUUCCCAUCAGAAUAUUGAUAUUGAAAAGAAUGCUCUUAAUUAUAUUAAAUUUGAGAAAGCUGCCAUCCAAAAUGUACAAUUAAUUGAACAUCAGAGAAUUCACACUGGAGAGACAACUGAAUAUAGUAAAUAUGGGGAGCUUUUCAACCAUGGUUCGUCCCUUACUUCCCAUCAGAGGAUUCACACUGAGAAAAAACCUAACCAUUGUUUGAAGUCCUUCCUUCAGAGUUCACAGCUUUCUUAUCACCAGCAAAUUUAUACUGAAAAGAAGCCUCAUGAAUGUAAUCAAUGUGGGAAGGCCUUCCAUCGGAAAGUACAGCUUACUCAGCACCAGAAAAUUCAUACUGGAGAAAAACCUUUUGAGUGUAAUGACUGUGGAAAGGUUUUCCGCCUGAGGGAACACCUUACUCGACAUCAGAGUAUUCAUACAGGAGAGAAACCUCAUAAAUGUGAUGAAUGUGGAAAAGCCUUCAGCCAGAGAGGACAUCUUAAUCUACAUCAGAGAAUUCAUACUGGAGAAAAACCAUAUAAAUGUAAUGAUUGUGGGAAGCCCUUUCGUCUGAAAGAACACCUCACUCGACAUCAGAGAAUUCAUACUGGAGAAAAACCUUAUGAAUGUAAUGAAUGUGGGAAGUUUUUCAGACGAAGAGGACUUCUUACUCGGCAUCAGAUUAUUCACACUGGAGAAAAACCUUACAAAUGUAAUGAAUGUGGUAAAGCCUUUAGCUUGAGAGAAUCAUUUACUCGACAUCAAACUGUUCAUACUGGAGAGAAACCUUAUGAAUGCAAUGAAUGUGGGAAGGUCUUCAGCCUGAGAGGAUCAUUCACUCGACAUCAGAGUAUUCAUACUGGAGAGAAACCAUAUGAAUGCAAUGAAUGUGGAAAAGCUUUCCAUCUGAGUACAGAACUUACUCGACAUCAGAGAAUUCAUAGUGGAGAAAAACCUUAUGAAUGUAACAAAUGUGGAAAAUCCUUUCACGUGAGCACAGAACUUACCAGACAUCAGAGGAUUCAUACUGGAGAGAAGCCUUAUGAGUGUAAGGAAUGUGGAAAGGCCUUCCACCUGAGAGAAUGCUUUACUCGACAUCAGAGGAUUCAUACUGAAGAAAAACCUUAUGAAUGCAGUGACUGUGGAAAGGCCUUCCGUCUAAGAGAAUACCUUACUCGUCAUCAGAGGAUCCACACUGGAGAGAAACCUUAUGAAUGCAAUCAAUGUGGGAAGGCCUUCUAUUUAAAAGAACUCCUUACUCUCCAUUGGAAUAUUCAUACUGGAGAGAAACCUCAUAAAUGUAAUUAAAGUGGGAAGGCUUUUAGCCAGAGAGGACACUUUACUGUACAUUAGAGGAUUCACACUGGAGAGAAACCUUAUGAAUGUAAUGAAGAUGGAAAGGCCUUCCAUGCAAGAGAACUGCUCACUCUCCAUCAUAGUAUUCAUACUGGAGAGACACCUUACAAAUGUAAUGAAUGUGGGAAGUUCUUUAGCCAGAGAGGACAUCUUACGGGACAUCAGAGAAUUCACACUGGAGAAAAACCUUAUGAAUGUAAUGAUUGUGGGAAAGUUUUUCGUCUAAAAGAACACCUUACUCAACAUCAUAGGAUUCAUACUGGAGAGAAGCCUCAUAAAUGUAAUGAAUGUGGAAAGGCCUUCAGCUGGAGAGAACACCUUACUAGACAUCAGACAAUUCAUACUGGAGAGAAACCUUAUGAGUGUAAUGAAUGUGGGAAGGCCUUUAGCCUGAGAGGAUCACUUACUCGACAUCAGAGUAACAAAUGUCAUCCCAUAUGUGGAAAUUAAGCUAAGAUUGUAAGACCUAAAUAUGGACAACUACCAAAUUCUGAGAAGUAAAUUAAAGAACUGAAUAAUUGGAUGGAAUUCAAUGUUCAUAAUUUUUUUCUAGCAUAAUGAAACCAAUAUUUCUUAAAAUAAUUUACAAGUUUCAUAUAAUGUUACUCAAAGUACCAAAAAAACAAAAUUUAGCUGUUCAAAUCUUUUGACUGGGCAUGUGCCAAGAUCACUAGAAAAAAAUAGUAAUCCCUUGCUCUUGUUCAAUCAUUUUAGUCAUAGGUGACACUUCAUGGCUCCAUUUGGGCUUUUCUUGGCAAAAAUACUGGAGUGGUUGGCCAUCUCCUUUUCCAGCUCAUUUUACAGAUGAGUAAACUGAGACAAACAAUUACAUGACUUGCCCAGGAUCACACAGGUAUUGUAUUUAAACUCAGGUCUCCCUAAUUUCAGGCUCAACAUUCAGUCCACUAUGCCACUUAUGUCCAGAGGUUCCAUAGGUGACAACAUUUAUAAUACCUUUAUGGAUGCAAUGGUAGCAAAAAAUUAAGUAUAUAUCCAUUGUGAAAAGGCUGCACAAAUUUUGGGUGUGUGCUUGAGGUGGAAUAUUAUUGGGCAGCAAGAAGUGAUAAAUAUGAUAAAUUCAUGGAGCCAUGAAAUGAUUAUAUAAAUUAAUUCAGAAAAAAGGAGAACCAGAAGAACGUGCAGCAGAAUGAUGACAGCAAUUAAAACUAAACCAUUUCUAAAAUGCUUAAGACUAAUUAUAUUGACUUGCUUUGUUCCCUGAGAAAAUAGGAGGAAAUAGACCUCUGUUCACUAGUGUGGUGAGGGACUAGGCACAUAAACUCUUGUGUAUAAUAUCAGAUAUGGUUGCUUUGGUUGUUGGGUUUUAUUUAUUUGUUUUCUUUGUUACAAAAGAGGAUUUUAUGUAGAUGGUAUAUUUGGAAGUUAUUCUAGUGGUUAUAAAAAGCAUAAAUUAAAAUUAUUACUAAGAGGCAA